UUUGAAGCAUUUCUUGGUGACAAAAGGUUGAAAAAAUUGAGUAGACUACUGGUAUAUAUUGUCUCAGGAUGUAAAUUAUUGUCAUCAUCAGGGAAUACAAGAUUAUCUGAUAUUCUUCUUUUAGCCUUUGCAAUUUAUACCGUGAACUCAGAUGAUUUAUCUUUUUCGAGAUCAGUUUCCAUUCAUGAAGAAUGGCAUGCAAUUCUUCAGAG
Messenger RNA from Racocetra persica, 212 nucleotides. Lineage: Eukaryota; Fungi; Glomeromycota; Glomeromycetes; Diversisporales; Gigasporaceae. The record is from the annotation of a GenBank genome assembly.